Messenger RNA from Quercus robur (English oak), 6162 nucleotides. RefSeq names its product disease resistance protein RUN1-like. Gene Ontology annotation, biological process: defense response; signal transduction. NCBI's taxonomy places the organism in Eukaryota, Viridiplantae, Streptophyta, Magnoliopsida, Fagales, Fagaceae. The record is from RefSeq and is a predicted model, not a curated record. The transcript has 15 exons. Gene Ontology annotation, molecular function: ADP binding. The coding region runs from base 290 to 4207 and encodes 1305 amino acids.
AUCGGUGCGAAUGUAUGUGUGAGGAAACACAAUGAUUUAGUCAAUUCCGCGUUGUCAAUAAAGUAAUUUUAAUCAUUGUUUUCUCACUCACUUUUUGACAAAUGAAAGAGCCUCUGUUCAAAAGUUUGCACCAAGGAAUCUUCGCGGAAGUGGGACUUCUCUACUUUUAAGGCCUUCAUUUCCACUCAAAUAUCGCUCUGUCAAAAAACUUGAAGCUUUACUCCUCAUCUCUUGUAAUUCUCAUUUCAUCACAUCUUUGAUCUUCUCAAUCUUCUGCUUGUCGACUCUAAUGGCUUCAUCAAUCCAACAAGGAGACUCCUUUUCUUCUCCCACUCGCCGGUGGGACUACGAUGUCUUCUUGAGCUUUAGAGGUGAAGAUACCCGCAAUGGUUUUACUGGCCAUUUACAUCGUGCUUUGGUUGACAACGGUUUCAAGACCUUCAUUGAUGAUGAACUCCCAAGAGGAGAACAAAUUUCAGCGGAACUUCUCAAAGCUAUCAAAUCGGCUAGGAUUUCAAUUAUUAUAUUCUCUCAAAACUACGCAUUUUCUGCUUGGUGCUUAGAUGAACUUGUCGAGAUUCUUAACUGCAAGCAAAAUGGACAAUCGGUUCUGCCUGUUUUUUACAAAGUGGAUCCAUCUGAUGUGCGUAAGCAAAAAGGUAACUUCGAAGUAGCACUGGCUGAACAAGAAAACAAAUUCAAGGAUAACAUAGGGAAGGUGCAGAGGUGGAGGGCAGCUCUAAAUGAAGCGGCUAAUUUGUCCGGAUGGCAUUAUAAAGAUUGCGACCCUGAAUACAAAUUCAUCCAACAAAUUAUUGAAAAUAUAUUGGAUACCAAAUUAGAUGAAAUACAGUUAUUUGUUGCAACAUACCCUGUUGGAGUAGAUUCUCGUGCCAAGGCCGUAGAAUCACAUUUAGAAAUUAAGGUAAACGAUUUUCGAAUGGUAGGGAUUCAUGGUCUUGGGGGAAUAGGUAAGACAACUAUUGCAAAAGCUGUUUAUAAUAGAAUUUUUAAGCAUUUUGAAGGAAGUUGCUUUCUAGAAAAUGUUAGAGAAAGUUCUGAAACAAAUGAUGGCAUGAUCCAACUACAAGAGAAACUCCUUUUUAAUAUCUUAAGGGGCAAACAUUUGAAGGUGGUGAGUGUAGCCCGUGGAACCAAUAUGAUAGAGGAAAUGCUUCUUCGUAAAAGAAUUCUUGUAAUUCUUGAUGACGUGGAUAAAUCAAAACAAAUAGAAAAUUUGUUUGGAAAUUAUGAUUGGUUUGCUUCAGGAAGUAGAGUCCUUAUAACAACAAGAGACAAACACUUGCUCGAUAAUCUUGGAAAAGUUUGUACAACUUACAAGGUGACAGAAUUGGACAAAUGUGAAGCUCUUGAACUCUUUAAUCAGCAUGCCUUCAAAGGAAAUAAACUUGAGGAAGAUUAUUCUAAACUUGCAAACCAAGUCAUACAAUAUGCCAAUGGCCUACCAUUAGCUUUAACAAUAAUAGGUUCUGAUUUGUGUGGGAAAACAAGAUCUGAAUGGGAAAGUGCAAUACAGCAAUAUGGAAAAAUUCCUAAAGGAGAUAUUUAUAAAUUACUUAAAGUAAGUUAUGAUGGAUUGGAAGAAGUGGAAAAGGAUAUUUUCCUCGAUAUUGCAUGUUUCUUCAAGGGAAUGAACAAGGAUAAUGUUGUAAAUAUAUUAGAUGCUUGUGAUUUAUAUCCAACAUUUAAUAUUCCAAACCUUGUUAAUAAAUGUCUCAUAACUAUUAGUCAUGGCAUAUUGUGGAUGCAUGACUUGGUACAACAAAUGGGUAGAGAAAUUGUUCGGCAAGAAUCACCAAAAAUCCUUAACAAACGUAGCAGGUUAUGGCAUUAUGAGGAUGCACUUGAAGUACUAACUGGAAAUAAGGGGUCAGACAAAAUUCAAGGUAUAAUGUGGCAUUCGCCUAAUCCAAUAACAGUGCAAUUACAUGCUAAAGCUUUCAAAAAGAUGGAAAAUCUCAAAUUUCUUAUGGUUCGUAAUGUACUCAUUUCUAAAGAACUUAAAUAUCUUCCCAAUGGGUUAAAGUUACUUGAAUGGAACGAAUAUCCUUUUUCUUUGCCAUCCAAUUAUCGUCCUCAACAACUUGUUGUACUCGAGAUGCCGCGUAGUUGCAUUAGAUUGGAGGAGCUAUUCAUGCAGGGGGGCCAUUACAAUAAUUUGAAAAGUAUCAAUUUGGAAAGGUGUAUAUCCAUUAGAAAAUUACCUGACUUGUGCGCCCCAAACUUAGAGAGAUUGAACAUUAAUGGUUGUGAAAAUUUAAUUGAGGUUCAUGAGGCCAUUGUAUCACUUGAUAAGCUCAAAAUGUGGGAUCUCAGCAAUUGCAAAAAACUUCAAAUUCUUCCUAGCAGCAUUAGGUUGAAAUCUCUUAAAGAGAUUCAUCUAGAUAGCUGCGUAAGUCUUGAAAAAUUACCUAACUUGGGUGCCCCAAACUUAGAGUCAUUGGACAUUAGGGAUUGUGAAAAUUUAAUUGAGGUUCAUGAGGCCAUUGGAUCUCUUGAUAAGCUCAAACAGUGGAAUCUCAGCAAUUGCAAAAAACUUCAAAUUCUUCCUAGCAGCUUUAGGUUGAAAUCUCUUGAAUAUAUUGAUCUAGGUGGCUGCGUAAGUCUUGAAAAAUUACCUGACUUGGGUGCUCCAAACUUAGAGAAUUUGAGCAUGGGUAAUUGUGAAAAUUUAAUUGAGGUUCAUGAGGCCAUUGGAUCUCUUGAUAAGCUUGAGUCGUGGUUUCUCAACAAUUGCAAAAAACUUCAAAUUCUUCCCAGCACCCUUAGGUUGAAAUCUUUAGAAACUAUUAGUCUAUGCGGCUGCGUAAGCCUUGAAAAGUUUCCCAAUUUUCACCCAGAAAUGAAAUGUGAGAGGUUCGAUUUUCUUUAUAGUAAUAUUAGAGAAUGGCCUUUGUCAUGGGAGUAUCUAAGUGGUGGGGUUAUUCACUUAAGCCUAGGUAAGUGUCAAAACGUUGGGGAUUUUCUUGUUAGCAUUUUGGGAUGUAAGUUUACGAACUUGAGACAUCUGGACGUCUUUGAUUGUGACACACAUAUAAUUGAAUCACAUAUUUUGAUGAAGCCCGAUUCCUUCCCCUCAUUAGAAUAUCUAAGAAUAGAUGGCUCUAAUAUUGUUACAAUCCCGGAAAGCAUUAUUAGAUUUACUACAUUACGGCUACUUUCCAUGCGUAAUUGCAAGAUCCUACGAGAGAUUCCAAGGCUUCCACAGUCUAUAAGAAAAGUGGGCGCGUCAGACUGCAUGUCGUUGGAUCUACCAUCAUCAUGCAGACUAUUUAAUCAGUUUCUAGAAAUAUUCAUGGAUCCCUCGCAUUUUGAUUACGAUGGUUAUUAUUAUGAUCUUGUACUACCAAGAAUUGGGAUUCCGAAGUGGUUCAAAUUGAACCAUCAGAGUGUUGGAAAUUCUGUAUCAUUCGUGGUUGGCCGUGAAUUUCAAAAAUUAUUUCUCUGUUUUGCUUUUCGAUCGGCGGAGGUCAAAGCUACAAAAGCAACUUAUUUCGUUGUUUCCACCAAUGGUUUUUCACUAAAAGAUAACGCAUGGCUCAUAUCAGGAGUUACUGAGCAUCUCUUUUUACGCCCUUUAUAUCUUGGGGGAUGGAAUGCAUCAAAUCCAUCUGAACAGAAUGACGUUACGAUUACAGUUGAAAUCCAGUAUCAGGGCAUGUCCUCUUCUUCUGAUGAUCCCAAAAUUACAUGGUUGGGAGUCCAUGUAGACUGCAUCUGUUGUGGGUCUUCAUCGGUUCCUGAUGACAUUGAUCACCAUUCUUUUCCAUCUGAUGUGGGGCUUCAAAUGGACACCACAAAUGGGCUCGACUUACCCAUGGGUCACCCAGGUUUGGGAUUUACUUAUGGGUUGGAUGAUCUAGGUUCAUCUUCAAUUGCCCGGAUUUGUGAUAACACUGACCCAGACUUUGAAUCAUCAUUUCGUGAUGAUGUGCACGAUUUGGACUCAUCUGCUAGUAGAGAUGCUUGCCCUCCCAUUGUCCUUGAUGACAUUGAGCACCAUUCUUUGCCAUCUGAUGUGCUUCCAGUGGAUACCACAAAUGGGUCCGAAUUAGGCUUGGGUUGGCAAGAUUUGGGAUUCAAUGAUGGGUUUGAUCUAGGUUCCUCUUCAGUGGCCCAUGCCUUUGACAACAAUAAUUUUGACUUCAAUCAGUUUCCACCAUCAAAGAAGGCAAGAAGAUCUUGAUCAAACUUCAAAGAAUUAUGCUUCCACCUGAAAGCAACCUCGAUGCCAAGUUGUUGUUGCUGUUGAAGUAAUUGGUGUUUCAAGUUCAACUCUCAGAGAUGAAAAUGCUUUAGAUCUAUCCAGCCAAGCUGAAUUAUGUGAUGGUUAGUGUGGUAAAAUGUUGAAAGGUCCUAUUAGUCUAAAGGUUUAUCUUUGUUAUUUCUUUUUACUUUUUAGGUUUGAAGUGUUUGCAGGAAUUCAAAACCUCUGAGGUAAGACCAUGGAAAUGUUAUUUUGCGGAUCUCCAGCUUUAGUGAUCAAUGUUUUGGUGAAUAUUCUUGGAUGGGAGGAUGGUACAAGGUUGAUGAGUUAAAUUGCAACCGUUUCAUAAUCGUUCAAUGAUUCAGCUUCAAGAGCUACGAUGGGAGGAAUGUGGAGCAGUCAUUAAAGUACUAGAUCCUAUGUCAAGGUCAUCAAGAGGUACUCUCUACAGUUAAAAAGUGAUGCAGCAAACACAUGGGAAGUGGACACUGCAUUUAAACCAUCUGGUGUUCUUUUCAGCAGUUUUCUUGGAAGUAUUGCACCUGACAGGAUCAUACAUUGGAGGAAUGUGGAGCCGUCAUUAAAGGACUAGAUCCUAUGUCAAGGUCAUCAAGAGGUACUCUCUAUAGUUAAAAAGAUUAUUUAUUGCGAGGUUCUGGAAAAGCUCGAACAGGUUCAGCUGCCAAGGAACGAUGAUAGUUUUGAGAUGGAUGUGCAAAUUAGUCCAAAGAUUAACAAAGGGGGGAUUGGAACUUCACACAGCUCUUAGAAGAAGGGUCUAACAUGAAUAAUGAACUUAUGAUGGACUCUCCACAAGAUGAAGUCCAUACCCUACAGUUUCCACCUAAAGUUCAAAUGGAAUCCAUUACUAAGAAGACACAUCGGGUGGUAAUUUCAUGGUAGAAGAAGACUGUCUCAUUGUGUCAGCAUGGCUCAAUAUUUCAGUAGAUGCGAUGCAAGGGAAUGAACAAAAACACAAAACAUAUUGGAAUAGAGUUUUGGAGUGCUUCAAUAAAGAGAAGACAUUGCAUCUACUCGUAUUGCAAACUCUCUAAUGAAUAGUUGGUCAACAAUUCAACUCCAUACUAAUAAGUUUGUUGGGUUCUUAGCUUUGAGAUGACUAAUCCAAGAAGUGUGAAUGAGCAAAACAAGAUUAAUAAGGCAAAGGAAGCGUAUCUAAAGGUCCAAAAUACUGCAUUCCGAUUUGAUCAUUGUUGAAAUAUCUUGAGGCAUCAACCAAAAUGGUUGGAAUUAAGGCUCAAACAAUAUUAUCAACCACAACAUCUUUUUCUUCUACUUUGCAUUCGAUACAUCUAGGGGAAGACGAGGUCUCUUAUGCUUCCUUUGUAGACUUUGGAGAGACCACCGGUAGGAAGGCUGAAAAGGAAACGAUUAAAUAAACUAAAAAGUAAUGAUAGUUUGAUUUUGAAUCUUGAAGGGAUAUCGAAUGACAUGGCAGAAAAGAAGAACAAAAAAUCUAAUGAGAAAAAAAAAAUGCUCUUGAGAGGGAAUUUUCUCAAACUCAAGAACUCAUAGAGAUUAAGAAAAUGAAGCACCAAGAACUUGUGGAGAUCAAGAAAAUGGAGUUUGAAGAGUUGAUUCAUGUUAAGAGAGAGAAGCUUCAAUUAAAACGAAUGAUGAAAGAAUUAGAAAUUACCAUGAUGGAUACUACAAACUUGGAUCCAAAGCAGUAACAAUACAUUAGCCAACUCCACCAAGAAAUCAUUCAACGUCAAGAGAACAGUAAUUGGUGAAUAUUGUUGCAAUGUAGCAAGCUAGUCAUGCAACGUUUUUGUACAAUGCAUGGAUUUUGUUGUUAGGGUGUUUCUAAACUUGUCAAAUUUUGUUGUAUAGAAAUGUGUGCACCAUUUUUUGGUAUUAAGUAAAAAGUGAAUGAUAAUAUUGUGAUUGGAGUUCUCUUUUUCUUGUUCUUA